This is a messenger RNA of Fusarium tjaetaba, 1005 nucleotides long. RefSeq lists its product as uncharacterized. The transcript has a single exon. Bases 1 to 1005 code for a protein of 334 amino acids. The record is from RefSeq and is a predicted model, not a curated record. NCBI's taxonomy places the organism in Eukaryota, Fungi, Ascomycota, Sordariomycetes, Hypocreales, Nectriaceae.
AUGGACGACUUGAUGGCAUUGGCUACUUUGGAUGGCUUGCUUACUGAACGGACUGCCUUGCUGAACCGCUUGGCAGAAAUCAACGUCAACAUCGCGACUCAGGUGGCAGCUGUUCGUGAGGCAGCUGGAGGGGAUGAAGUCUUCGCGAAUGCUGAUACAGUCGAUCCGCCCCCGUCUCCUAGAGGUGACGCCGAUAACGAAGACAACGCAAACGACAAUAACGAUAUCGACGAUGACCUCCAAAUUGCAUUCGACUUCGAAGGUGGGUUUGGUGGGAUGAUGGAGCCGAUACUUCCUGAGGGACCAGGCUCUCUGGAGACUACAUCCUCGCCAGACGCAGAGAUUAUCCCCUCGACACCGUUCCAACCUUCCAAGUUAUCACUUCGUGACCCCACGUCUAUUGCAUCUUGGCAAGGCCGGCCCAUUGACUCCCGAUUCAAGCCUGACCAGUGGCUGUCUGAGAAGCCCAGCGAGUCCUUCUCACGAGACUUCCUCUGGAGGAUUGGUAGAGCCCGCUUAGACAACACCCUGCGUCCCGAGAUUUUUGUCCUCAUGCUCGCCCAUCCCAACGCUGCGGGAUGCCCUGCCAACAAAACUUGCCACCACUGGGAGUUGCGCUGGGAUGAUAGACCCCGAAGAGAGCCUGGAACCAUUGAGCUGGAGCUGAUCUGCCUUGAUAAGCGUGACCGCGGAGAUUAUAUUUCUCCCUCCGGCGAGGCGUUCCAUAUGCUUGACCAGCAUCAUCCUAAACCCAUCAAAUGCAAUCCAUGCUUCUUGUUCCAUGGUCUGAAGCCUGACUUCAGCAGUCUGGAUGGGACUAAUCUUGAUGUGGUUUUGUUUCGACUGCUUGAGCCUAAUGACGGCGACGAUGAUGAUCCCGUUGAGGGGCGGGACGAAUCCGAAGGCAAUAAUCUUGAUCAUCCGUUUGAGAAGAUUGGAUGGACAGAAGUCCAUAAGUACAUGGAUCGCUGGGGUCGUCAGCUCGCAACUUUGUUGCGUGAGUGA